GUUUUCUGAUGUUUUCUGCGGACCGGAAAGGGAAUGGGGAAUGUGCGUAGAUCUACGGCGAUUUCAUCCAUUCCAACUAAACCUUGCGCGCUGGCGAAAGUAGCAGCUACUGCUAGCACCAGCACUGCAUCACUAGCAUAUGCACACCGCACCGGCGUUGGUGAGUCCUUGGCAAGAGGCUAGUGCCUGCGCGUCAGUGUUGUGUUGGACGACAUCGCCGGAGAUUGGGAGCGCUAGCGAGCUAGAGCGCAGCAGAUCUAGAGGUCGGAGAUGAGACGCGGAUGGCGGCAGAGGAGCUAGCAAUGUCCUCGGCGCACCCACCACCAUCCUCCGCCGUCAUGCAGCUGUCCCCGGUACGUGGCGGAGGCGGCAGCGCAGCAGCAGCAGCAGCCGUACAAGGUGGUGCGUCCAUUGCCACCGUCAACGCGAGUGCUGGCAAUAACGGCGACAGUAAGUCAGCGACACACAGCGUGGCGAAGCAGCUCAACAAGCUCAAGAGCUUUCUGGGCACGCUGCAAGCGUACAGGGACCCGAACGAGGAUGAGCUGACGCUGGUGAAUCGGCGAAAGCGAAUCGACGUUGCCAUUGACAGUCUAGUGACAUGUGCGAUACAGAUCGAGCAGUUCUUUGACCAGUUGAAGGCAAGCGGCUAUCCGAUAACGGACUCGGAAAUUGCUGCGGUGCACCCUGUUGUGAAACAUGGCUUGCCGCUGCUGAAGGCUGAGAUGAGCCACACCAGUACUGGCAGUGCUACCAGAGUGGAGCGGCCCUAUGUUAACGACCAAGCUCCAGAGGAACCGGCGCCACGGCAUUCAUCAUCGUAUGACCGGCGGCGGGGUGAAAGGCAGGCGUGGGUGGAUCUGGAACCUUCAGCUAAACGGCAAUACUCGAAAAACGAUGCGAAGAGCAAUGGGCAGCAACCGUCGCGAGCUGAACUCCACGAGAGUCUUCAAGGUGUGUACUAUCAGCUGCAAGUGCUCAUGGAGCAGCUCGGUCACACGCUCUAUGCCCUGAACGCUAUGGACACAGAUCCAGGCACAGCCAUGCCACCGGGAGCAGAGGUCGCCAUGCAUGCGCAUGGGCCUCCACCGCCAUCUGCCAUCGCACGGCCGACGGCCUAUGUCGAAGCCGGCAGAAGUUUACGGCCUCCGCCCAACAAAUCAACAUCGCCGCCAGCACACAUCAGCCGAGGACCGGCGGCUGCCUAUCACAUUCAGCAGCAAGCUGGGCCGCCGCCGCCGGCAAUGCAGGCAGCCCCUCCGCCGUCCUCGAUACGCGCCACCGCUGCUGCGGCUCACCACCACCAGCAGCACGUGAAAGUGUACAGCACGCCUGGCGGCUCUUCGGCGCACGCGGCACAAGCACCGCCGUCGACGUCGCAUCACCACUCGGCCACCAGCGCCACACAAGACAUUGUCAAGUCGACUUCUAGCAAGCUGCCCGGCGCCUCUCCCUCGUCCAAUCGCAAGGAGUCCUCGAAAAGCGGCAAGCACCGCGAUGAGAAGAAGCACCGCUCCUCUACAACAACGACAACAACUACAGAGACAUGCUGGAGCUGCGGGGCACCGGCGUCAGAGACGUGCAGUCGCUGCAAGAAGGCGCGCUACUGCGGCUCGGUGUGCCAGCGCAUGGACUGGAACGAGAAGCAUCAUCGUGACUGCAAGAGUCCCAACAAGACUAGUACUAGUGGCGGACAGUAGGUAUAUAAUUCCAGGUCGUCUAUCCACCCUUGGGAGCAAACGCCAAUACCACCAGCACUGCCCCGGAGAUCCAUCAGCAGCGUAGGCAAUGUCUAGAGUGGUGCAUUGUUCCGAGACGGCGGGAACAAACCCGCGCGCCUUGUGAACACGCGUACGCGAGUACACCAGUGUCGCUGCACACUACAGGCUGUCACCUUGAUGACUGUGCUGCUGACAUGUGCACUGCUCUAGCUAGGCCAGGCCCGGGUACGCUCUCGAGUCGGUUGAGAAUAUCUCCAUGCACCUGUGCAGCCCCGGCGCCAGCGCUGUAGUGCGGCGGAUAUGGUUUUACGCGCUGACGUGCUCCUGGCUCUCAGAUACCUUCCCACCGCCAUAUAAGAAUCUGUGUGUGUUAUCCCCGGUAUGCCCCAUGUGCAAGGUUGACUGCAUGCCUCCGCUCUGCUGUGGAUAGCAGCAGCACCACCAUUGAGAUUACGAUGGGGCACAUCGUUCCUGCUUUCCUUUCCGCAUUGCUGCUGCUGCUGUACAAUCACGCUGCACACGCUGCACACGCGCACUUUCACAUGGCAGUGAUCUAGCACUGUUGAAGCAUGGUGAGAAAACCGUCAAAAAUUAUCCGGUUACAAACGCAUACGUGCACGAAUGUCCAUUUCCAUUUCCUGCCACCGGACAUUCAAGCGCUCCGCUGCAAAGUUGAAGAAGCUACGAGACACACCCUGUAGUAUCGGCUCUCCAUUUACUAGUACAAUUGUCUCCUUUAAACCAAUUACUGUCCGCUACAACUUACAGGUCUAUUACUCCAACCACACACACACACACGAACACUACAGUCGACUGUCCAAGACACAGAGUCUAGUGGCUCCAUCGCUGGCUCUUGCACAGUGCGUCUUCUGCUUAUUCUCCAAUGUUCGAUCCUCAGGUACCUGCUGUGUACUCCAACAGUGUGCUUGUAAGCUAUAGCUGUUCGUUACAGCUAUACCACUCCCGCCGGUGCGGGAGAUCAAUCGUUGUUAGAUUUGUAGUGUCACUCCCGGUGCGGGAGAUCAAUCGUUGUUAGAUUUGUAGUGUCACUCCCGGUGUGGGAUAUCAAUCAUACUACUGCUGAUUCUGUUGUCACGUUUGUUGUUGUUACUGGAGUUGCGAUACAGCUUCCAAUCUCUCUCUUGUGUUGUUUAACUAUUGUAAAUUUGUUGUUGUUACUCCUGUAGUAUCGUUGCUACCCUGUGCUUGAUAGCCAUUUCUGUUCCACAGUUGACGCGCCUUUCAGCUACUACUAUUUUCUAGUUGAUAGUAUUCCAUGUGUGAAUUUCACCAGACACCUG
Molecule: messenger RNA, 3022 nt
Organism: Sycon ciliatum
Lineage: Eukaryota; Metazoa; Porifera; Calcarea; Leucosolenida; Sycettidae
Exons: 9
Coding region: 282-1700 (472 amino acids)
Biological process (GO): DNA-templated transcription; negative regulation of DNA-templated transcription
Cellular component (GO): nucleus
Molecular function (GO): transcription corepressor activity
Source: RefSeq, a predicted model, not a curated record